CCUUCUUUCCGGCCUUCUCCCAGCGCGCAGGCGCAGAGAGUGAAUCAAGAUGGCGGCUCCCGUGGAUCUGGAGUUGAAGAAGGCCUUCACAGAGCUUCAAGCUAAAGUUAUUGACACUCAACAGAAGGUGAAGCUUGCAGACAUACAGAUUGAACAGCUCAAUAGGACAAAAAAGCAUGCACAUCUUACAGAUACAGAGAUUAUGACUUUGGUAGAUGAAACCAACAUGUAUGAAGGUGUAGGAAGAAUGUUUAUUCUUCAAUCCAAGGAGGCGAUUCAUAAUCAGCUGUUAGAGAAACAGAAAAUAGCAGAAGAAAAAAUUAAAGAAUUGGAACAGAAAAAAUCCUACCUGGAGCGGAGUGUGAAGGAAGCUGAGGACAAUAUCCGGGAGAUGCUGAUGGCACGGAGGGCACAGUAGGCAGCCUCUAGGGGAGGUGCUUCCUCCUGACCCCUGCCAUUCCUGGCGAGGGCAGAGGGGCUUGUACAGGGAAACUGUGUCUGCGCUGCCCGAUGGACGUUUUAUUAUCUGGAUGGUCUGGUAACCCUAGGUUUUCUGCACCAUUUGGAGCCCCUUUCAGAUCCCGUCACUGUAUUUUUAUCCUGGCUCUGUCUGCCACCCCUCUUCCCUGGGGGCGAGUCAGGAACUCCCAGGAGUGGGAAGAUGGGAGCCGGGACAGAUAGGGGAGCCCUGCCUGGGCCUGCAGCUAGUCACCUGGUCAGACCAAUAAAAGACAUCUGUCACACUCUA
Messenger RNA from Phacochoerus africanus (Common warthog), 748 nucleotides. RefSeq names its product prefoldin subunit 1 (gene PFDN1). The transcript has 4 exons. Bases 50 to 418 code for a protein of 122 amino acids. Gene Ontology annotation, biological process: protein folding. The record is from RefSeq and is a predicted model, not a curated record. NCBI's taxonomy places the organism in Eukaryota, Metazoa, Chordata, Mammalia, Artiodactyla, Suidae. Gene Ontology annotation, cellular component: cytoplasm; prefoldin complex. Gene Ontology annotation, molecular function: protein folding chaperone.